AUGGCCUUCUCUGUACUGCCUCACGAGGGACAUCUCCUCAAGAUCCUCCUUGUGUUGGCUUCUUUCCUGCUUACUCCAGCAAGUCCUGCUGCUGUUGAGUCUCAUAUCAGAGUCUUCUCCAUCGAGGAGCCAGACAGCCCUCAAGAAGCCCCAUCAGCAUCUAUGGACUUCCCAUCACAAUAUCAAAAGCGAGAUGGAUCAUGCCCAAUAUCCGGUGAUCAUUGGUGCGGCAACGACCUUCCUGGGGACUUCUGCUGUUCCUCAAAAUCCGUCUGCAAGGUGCUUGCUGCAAACACUACCACCCUGUGUUGCCCGAAGAAUUCCAAGGGUGAAUGCGAGGUCAUAAUGCCUAUCACCUGUCAAAUCGAGAGACAGAACCCAUUGACGAAUCCGCAAGCUGAGGUCAAGUCACUGGCACUUAAUCAAGAACUAAAACGAUGUGGGAGCAAAAGUGGGAAGAAGAGGUGCUGCCCCUUUGGAUACAGCUGCAGAAAUGACAAGGAGUGCGUACUAGACGAAGACCAAGAUGAAAGCUACGCCUUUCUUUUACCCGUUCCCGAGUAUUCGUCGACAUCAUCUCCGGCUGCAACGUCCACAACGGCAUCCUCUGUAACAUCAGAUAUUCUUGCAAUCGAAACAUCAGAGGCUCCCGGCAAGGCCGUACAACCACCGUCUGCUAGUGCCGCAGCCCCAGAAAAGGAACCAUCUGUCCCAGAAGGCGAAGGUGGAGAUGAAGAUGAGGAGAAUAAGAAAAGUGGUGGCAUCAGUCCAACAGGGGUAGUAACUGCUGGCACUGUUGCUGGCGUCUGCUGCAUUGCAGGAAUAGGCAUAUUUGUUUGGAUGAAGUGGUUCCGAAAGAAGAGAACCGACGACACCCCAAACAUGUCACUUACUCGAGAGUCGUGGGGAUACUUUUCCAACAGGAGUUCGCCGGCCACUCGACAUCUUCACGUCGCUCGUGGCCCUGAUGACAAAUUCAUUGUCACGCCGACCACGGCUGGUUUUGCCCCGGUCGUGGAAGAAAAGAACAGUCCUGUGGAGCUUCCUGCAACUCCGGUGUCGCUCUGCAUGUGGUCUGGUUUUGAGAAUGCUGCUGUGGAGGAGCCAAAGUUGGCAUAUGUUGUCCCUGCAAAACAACGAACGUGA
Molecule: messenger RNA, 1146 nt
Organism: Fusarium poae
Lineage: Eukaryota; Fungi; Ascomycota; Sordariomycetes; Hypocreales; Nectriaceae
Exons: 1
Coding region: 1-1146 (381 amino acids)
Source: RefSeq, a predicted model, not a curated record